CAAUGCUGAAGAAGAUUCCUCCGACCGGAGAUGGUCUGAUGCUGUCUAUAGUGCUGCAUGCUACACACAGACAGAUAUAAACAAGAUGACAAUGGCGGGGGGUUUCUGUGAGGUUGACUUUGAUGACCUCCAGUUCUUUGAGAAAUGUGGAGGUGGUACCUUUGGCAGUGUGUACAGGGCUCUGUGGAAGUCACAGGACAUGGUUGUAGCUGUUAAGAAGCUAUUGGCCCUGGAUAAAGAGGCCACAGUUUUGAGUGUUUUAAGCCACAGAAAUGUGAUGCAGUUCUAUGGUGCAGUAGUAGAAGAGCCCAACUUCUGUCUAAUUACUGAGUACGCCACUAAUGGGUCGUUAUAUGCCUAUCUACAGAAACCUACCAACACAAUGGACUUCCAACACAUCCUAAGAUGGGCCCGUGAGAUAGCUCAAGGUAUGAAUUAUCUGCAUGAUGAGGCCCCUAUGAAGAUCAUACACAGGGAUCUGAAAUCAAAGAAUGUGGUGAUAUCACACGACUGGAUUUGUAAGAUCUGUGACUUUGGAGCCUCACGAUUUAUGGGGAGCACGACGAAAAUGUCUCUGGCCGGUACAUUUCCCUGGAUGGCACCAGAGGUCAUACAAAGUUUACCUGUGUCGGAGUCCUGUGAUACCUGGUCGUAUGGAGUAGUCCUUUGGGAGCUACUUACUCAUGAAGUCCCAUUUAGAGGAAUUGAAGGUUUCCAAGUGGCCUGGUUAGUUGUAGAGAGGGAAGAGAGAUUGACUAUCCCCAGUACAUGUCCAGCAACCUUUGCAGAGCUGAUGAAGGAGUGUUGGUAUAUAGAACCCAAGCGACGACCAAGCUUUAGGGAUAUCCUAUCACGACUGCACACAAUGUUGAAUGACGAGAGUUUACCAGAGGAGACUAAUUCAUUUCUCGACCAUCGUGAGGUUUGGCGGAAGGAAAUAGAAGCCACUAUUGAACGAUUAAAAAAGGCAGAGCGUAAUAUUACCAUAAAAGAACAGGAACUUCGUGAAAGAGAAAACAAAUUAAAGGAACGAGAGAAAAGUCUGGAGCAGCAGUUCAAAGUUGUGAAACUGGAUUCCUAUGACGUUAACACCUGGAGAGAAGUGGAUGUGUAUCAAUGGGUACGGCAGCUGCAUAAUGGUCACACGAACGACCUUGCGAUGUAUGCUGACCUAUUUAUCAACAACCACAUCACGGGACGACGACUACUACUUAUGACCCAGACUGACCUCAAAAAUAUGGGCAUCAUGUCUGUGGGUCACAUCUUAGAACUGUUUACGGAGAUAGAACUUCUAAAAGCUCAUAACCACCGCCUUUUGAACUUCCCACCACUGUCUUCAAAUGUCCCAAAUAAAGACCGAGCAACUUCCCCUGUCAACAGGAAAGUGACAGUUACCUGUAUAUUUGGCCAUCAUCUUAGAAAAGGAACCUCUGAAAAGGACCAUAAAUGGAAGAUGUACAUGGAGAUGGAUGAUGAAGAUGAAGAAGAAGACAAGGAUGUUAUCCCAGUGACUUUGAUUAAAAGUGUCAGUUUUUCUUGUUCCUCUAACCAUGGUAUCUUCAAAAUAGAUCAUCCUCCUUUCAUUAUGGAGAAGUGGCAGACUGGAAUUGGGCCUGAUGUUGAGGUUGAAUGUGGAGUACAGUUUGAGGCCACAGUGAAGAAACCAAAAUCUAUAAAAUACCAUCAUCAACUUGACUCAAGUGCAACAACUUCUGGUCAGAAGGUGGUGACCUUGACUUUGCUUAGGACAGAGUCUCCACCUGAAUCAGUUGACACACUACCUCAGACUCCUACUCGUCCUUCCCAGUCUGUGUCACCAUCUGUUCAUCCUAGCCCAAGUUCACCUCAACUCAAGGGCUAUUGGAAUAAGCGUCAGAGCCUUGGGACUGUGUCGCUACCAGAGUCCAUCAAAAGUAGCAGUUCAAGCGUCUGGUCAAGCGUGGUGUCAGGACGAAAGCCUACCUCUCCAGCCAUCUUCUCAAGUGUUCAGGCCAAGCCUAUCCCUGGAACCCCCCUUGUUCUUUAUCCCUUCCAUCCUUCCCAAACUCCACCUAGCUCACCCUCUGUGUCGGCCAACAGUUCCCCAUACUCCCAAGGAUCAUCUCCAUGGUCGACACCUUCUCCUGCUCAACAUGUGCAACGACAUCAGUCUCCAUGGUUCCAUAACAACCAGUCAUCACCAGUAGUACCUCAUACCUCAUCACAGGAAUCAUCGCUGUCAUCACACAUUACCAGCUCUGAUAGCUCGAGUUCAGGAGGCAAAGGAACAAAACAUAACUCUAAAUGUUCUCCAAAGACUAAUACUGUUCGUGAGUCAAAAGUGAGUUUUGUGAUAUCCGAGCCUGUGAGUAGUGACUCGGUGGGCCAGGACUCCCAGAGUGGUUCUUACGCUGAUGUUUGUAAUAAGUGUCUCUGUCAACAGGGACAGCCACCUACAGGACAUACCAAACAGCCCUCAAACACACUCAAGGCUGGGAAUGAGGGAUGUGCCAACCCACAACACCAAACUAGUGACAAUACAACAAAGAGGGGUUUUAAUGACACCAGGGGCAGUAACCAUAUAAACAGAGGUCAUAGGGGUCAAAAUAGAGGUAGUGGUAAAUAUAGGUAUGACAGAAAUGAUUACUAUGGCAACCAACCUCAAUAUCAUGGGUCUGAAGUGUGGAGUGACAACAGAGGUAAACAUUUAGGUCAAGGUCGUGGGAGAGGUCAUCAUACAACACACAAACUUAGAGGCUCCCAAAGGGACUAUUUGUCUGGUGCUGAUUACCAGCGAAGUUUUAGUGACCCCAAACCCCGUACAGGGAGCUUUUUGUCAGAUGGAGACAUGUCUGAUGGUGGCAAGUCCAGUAGCUACAGUGCCCCUUACAGGGAACCACGCGGAAAAGGUCAAUAUAGGGGCAAUAAAGGGGGAAAAAAGUCCCCAGGUGUACCACCAGCCAAUGUGAAACCAGGGUCCGAGUGUGCUGUCUCAGAACCUCAUGCUAAUGGAGCAGAGAAGUCCGGUGAUGGAUCCCAAGAGUCCUCCGAGGAGGGACGUGGGGACUGGAAGGAGGUAGACUAUCACCAUAACACGAAUCGACAUGCUGACAAUAAACACUACCAUGGUUACGGCCAGUCCCGUGGACGUGGGUAUUUGAGUGAUGACGAACACUACAAGCAUUAUGGGUACAGUCGUGGUCGUGGGUACCACGGUGAUGAUGACAGACGGCGUCAUUACAGUGAUGGCGAGGCUCGUGGCCGGGGUCACAAAGGACGAGGUGGCCGAGAGGCUGAACAGUACUGGUCAGAUCGAAAUACAGGUAGAUCUCAUCCUCAAAAGAAAGUAUGAAAUGCAUACGCUGAAAAUGAACCGACAUAGACCAAGUGGCGACAGUCAUAUAGAUAGUGAUCAGCGCAAGGGAGAUAACAAAGGCCAUACCUUUACCUCUCUAAUUAGUGUGGACAGGUAUCGACUACUGGACAGGUGAGAUAAGACAGGUAUGGCCUACCGGACAGGUGAUAGUCCUGUAUAACUGACAGGUCACGCUUGGACGACCCAGAAAAUUAAACCUCAUCAAAACCAGCGACAGAUCCACCAUUACUUCUACCAUUCCAUUAGGCCUUGUCUACUUCUUAAAUUUUAUCAGAUUAGUUUUCUGUCAAAAGGAAUCAUCCAAAUUAUUUCAAAAUGGUAUCCCAGGGUACGAUGUUGAUAACACUAAAAAAUACUGCCUUAAUGAAACAUUUGUUUAAUUCAUCACCAGCAGAGUUAGGGUAACUGUGUUUCUUCAUUUUUGUGUUGAAUUUGUCAUGAAUUACAACACACUUAUGAUAUUGUCAUUAUAUGAUAUCAGAUUUUUGGAGUUUGAUGGAGUCUGUUUUAAUCAAGAAUUAGGAACAUGAAAGUUGCAUACGGUAUGAUAUUGAUUAUUGAAGUGAGAUAUGAAAUAAAGUGCAUGUGUAAUUUAUAUUCUUCUUAAAUAAUGUCCCUAAAUUAAUUUAAUGAAGUAAAGCAUAAGUAUAAAUUAUUUUCUUCUUUAAAAGUCAUGAAAUUAUUUCAUUAUCAAAUUUCAAACUAAGACUUUGUCAUAUGCAUUUCUGCUAAUCAAGAUAAACUAUAAUAUAUAUAUAUAUUUGUCCUUGUGACCUUGGUAUGACCUUAUGACCUUGGAUGGGUCAGACAGAUUAGGACAAACAGAGGAUUUCUGACACUUUCACAUCCACAGUAACAAGCUCUUGGUGAUGUUAUCACUCACAUCACUGAUUGGCUGAUGAGAGAUUAGGCUAUUUAAACUGAGACAGGCAUGUCAUAGGUUUUUAUGUGAGACUUGAACUCCCGGAAUUCUGUAUUUUGACUAUUGGUAUUCACUGGAACACAAUAGCAUUUCGUCCCCCACCCAUGAGUACCAACUGGUAUUAGUCAUACAGUACAAUACUCUAAAUGUUUCCUGGGCCAUUAUUGUGGAUGGAUAUCAUGUGUUUUUUAAAUGAUUACAAAAAAUAUUUUUUAUCAAUAUAUAGUGUUAAUCUGAAUUCACGAAAUAACAUUUCGUACAAUAUCAGACAUUCUAGAUAUUUUAAUUUUGAAAAUAACAUGAAAAAAUUAUGCAAUUGCGCUCUCUCCUUCUAAUGGCAGCCAUUUGUCAGAAAAGGGUACAUGUAUAAUUUUUCUUUAGAAAAUGUUUAGAUAUCAGUUCUUUUUUAAAUUUUAACUGUGAUUUCAUAAUGUAAGAAAUCCUCAAUUACCAACAACUGUACAUAAAUGUUCCUUAAUGAUAAAAGAUUGUACAUUUAAAAAUGUUACAAAAGUGAUUAUAUGAUCAUUACAUAUAGACUUUAAUUACCAGGUAAAAAAUAUGGUCUACGGAGGUGGUUAUUUUAUAUGUGGAGAUUUAGACACCAACGUGUAUGUAAAACCUGUUUUUUUGUUGACUUUUGAAUUUUACAAUGGUAAUUUGGAUCAGACUGUAUUAAAAUGAACUAUAAAUUCUACAUUUGAUGUGAACUUGAUAAAUCAUUCUUGAUAAAUUUGUUGAUUUAUUUUUAAUUUCAUCCAUUUUACAACAUAACUUUUUUUUUAUCAUGUUAAGUGGAACUAUUUAGAUUUCAAACAUUAAAUCAUUUUCAAAAACCUUGUCUGCUUUCUAUUUUAAAAUAUAAUUAACCCCUGCUUUUAAGGGUAAUCUAGAUCAUGAAAAUAAUCCUUCAUUAAUUGAAAAACCUUCUGGGAAAUUUUUGUAGAAUUCUGUGAACAUUUCUCAUAAUUACCAUUAAAAAACCAGCUUACAUGUCAUCCUUUUUAUUUUUAAUUUAUUUUAGUUUUGGAAGAUUUCAAAUAAAUAUACUUCAAUAUUUACUUUUUAUCAUCAUCAUCAUAAAACCAAUAUAUAUAUAUAUAUCAUCAUCUUCACCAGGACAUUAAUAAAUGGUCAUCAUCAUCAUCAUCAUAAUCAUCAUCAUCAUCAUCGUCAUCGUCUUCAUCAUCGUCUUCAUCAUCGUCAUCAUCAUCGUCGUCGUUGUCGUCAUCAUCAUCAUCAUCAUCAUCAUCAUCAUCCAGCAUACAAAUCAUGAUCAGUACACUUUAUGGUUAAUAUGACAAGAUAAUCAUUGCUUUUGAUGUUUCAUUUCACUGAUCAUUACCAAGAACAAUAAAAAUCAAAUGUAAAAUAGAAAAUAAUUAUCUCCAAGAAUUAUCCUAUAGCUGAGAUGUCUUGUAUUUAAUGAAUUUGAUAUACACCAAAAAUACUAAAUACUUGUCUUAUCGUGUGUAUUUCCGGGGUACGCUGGUUUCCUCCCACAUUUAGACCCCUCAUGUGCUUCCAGCUGGGGCAACAAGUGCGAUUAAUAUAAGUUUAUAUGAAUUGUUUUGCAUUUGUUGUAAAAUAAAGUUUAUAUUUAAAUUCUCAAUCUUAUUUAGAUUAGCUGUUGAAGUUGUGGUUAAUUAAGGUCUAUGUAUUGCUGUUGAAGUUGUGGUUAAUUAAGGUCUAUGUAUUUCAAUAUCCUGUUUAAUUUCACAUUUAUGUUUUACAUGAAUGGUUUCAUAGUAGAGAGGUUUCAGGGAAUGUAGAAUCAAUAAGUAAAACAACAUAUUUGACUUUUUAUGCAAUAAAUAUGUGAUUCAAUCAAUGUGAUAUUCUUCAUAUUAUCUUGCACAAUUGUAUACAUGAGGAUCGACUAAUUGUUGAUCAAUUCACAUGUAAGUUUUAUCAAAAGUCACCUUAUAGUUAUUGGGGUUGAGAUUUUGAAGGACCUUCAAGUCCAUAAUUAUACAUCAACAUCACAUGUCCAUCUUAUUUGGCACAAAAUUAAGCAAUAUCAUUCAAAGGUGUAUGAGCAAUAUAGCAAUUAAUGGGAGAUUUUUCCAUUUACCAUAUUUUUGUAACUCAUGUUUUUGUGGUAUUUAUUGUGAAUUGAUGCAUACAGCUGUAUAUGCAUUUAUUUUCGGGUCCAGGAUUGGCUAAUGUUGAAAGAUUUUGGCAUUUUUUCCAUAUUUGGAUUUAAUUGUUUCACAUCAAAUUUUUAUCACAUUAACUCCACAUAGAUUUUGGUAUUAUUUUGUGUUUAGAGUUAUACAUGACCCACAUUGCCUUAACACUGAUAUUGAGAUAUAUAAUUUUGAAACUAACAUGUAAGGAUUUUACUGUGACUGUCAUCGACAAGCAUAUAAUGUUGACCUGCCUGAUUUUGAUAGGUAGGAUUUAUCGAGGAAGUCGGGUAGACUAUUUAUCAUAAGCAAGUGAUAAAAUUUGCUUACUGUUAUAUUCUCUUAAUGCCAUGAAAAUUGUGAUUAUAUUUAGAUAUAAAUGAAAUGUAAUUGUUUUAUUUACAUAAAUCUGUAAUAUUAAUGUAUAUAUAUAUAUGGAGAUUUGUUUUAAUUUGAAUUUGAGAGUACAGUGUAAAAGAGUGCUUAUCUGCAAAUUCCCAACUGUAGUUGGAUUUUAAUUGUCACAAAAAUCAUCUUUUAUUCUGGGUUCUUUUAUUUCAGAACAUUUCAAAUAAUUUUAGUAAAUAUUUCAUCUUUUCAUGUUAGAUUCACAAAUAAAAAGAUUUUUGAUUAUGUAAGAAUGUGGUAAAAUAUAGACUUAAGUGGUUUUGUUAUCAGAUCUUAACUACACUUCAGGUGAUUUUGAUAUACAACAUAUCCAGAGCUAUAAACAUAUGUUUAUUAAUGUAUUAGAGAUAUGCUAUAAGUUAUAUGAUAUGUUACUUGUGUCAAUUUAUCGCCCUGUGAACAGCCAGGGUCAUUCUGUGGCGGGGUAUCCUUGUAGUAGUUGAUGACUACCUCACUGAACAACAUACAAGAGGCCCCAUCGCAUAUUACCAAGAGCAAUCAGGAUACAGUAUGUACAGCUGAUCGUUGCCCUUGGCUAGCGAAGAUGACCAUGACACAUUUUUGUUAACGUUAACCAAUAAGGGUUAUACCUACUACGUGAGUCGUAACCAUUGGCUAGCGAAGUUGACCAUGACAGAGAUUUUAACUUUGAUCCCUUGUUGAUGCCUUUGUUUUGCUGACUGCAAUUAAAAUAGAAAUAAUUUUGUACAAAGUGUCUGUGAUGUGAGAUACUGUAUCGUUCAGUAUGUCAGAGAUUCAGUACCAGUAUAAUAAUAUACUAAAGUAUCUGUCUGUCUGUCCUCGCAUUUCCUUUCACAAGAAUCAAGAAGCCUUAACAUUGCGAAAUUUCAACUGAUUCCUUUUUUUUUUUACGCAACAGCUUUGUCCAAAAAUACAUCCAUGUCCUAACUUUCCUUGUUGAAAAUGUUACUUGAAAUUUCAUUUCAAAUCUGGUUGAAGGUUAGAACUUUAUGCUUAGGUCUGAAGAUCAAAUGUCAAGUCACAAAUAUUUUUCAGUUCCAAAAUGUAAAUGUGUAGUCGACUGUCUCUCGAAGGCCAUACAGCAGUCCGGUUUCCUUUGAUUCUUAUCCCACUAUUGACGGAAGAUCUUAAUUAUGGCUGGUCUUUACAGGUUUUGAGCCAACAUAUUUUCUGUCAGUAGGAAGGUGGAAUACUAAUUGGUGGCUGUAAAUCAGCAAAUAUUAAAAAUUUGUCAAAAUGCAAGUGCCUGUUGAAAGUGCAAUGUUGAAAUAUAAAACCCUGGCUCUGGUCAUGGACUUCUGACAAGAUUUUAUUUAUCGAUGUGAUAUUUAUAAAAAUCACUGGAAAACUGAAUGUAGCAAAUUAUUUACAUAAUUACAUGUAUUGUAUAUGGUAUACUUUGUCACAGUGUGUGUAAAGUCUAUACAUAGAAGGACCAAACACUGUGUAAAGUCUAUACAUUGAAGGACCAAACACUGUGUAAAGUCUAUACAUUGAAGGACUAAACAGUGUAAAGUCUAUACAUGGAAGGACCAAACACUGUGCAAAGUCUAUACAUUGAAGGACCAAACACUGUGUAAAGUCUAUACAUUGAAGGACCAAAACAACAAUUCAAGAGAAUUUUAUUUAUUGAUGAUCCUGAUUAGGACAGUAUAGACGGACUGUGAGUCAUUAAAUCACUGGUUCAUGCUGUUUUGUAUUUUAAAUUUCUGUAUCAACAGGGUGUCUAAAUCAGACACAUUAUCAGGAUAAAACAAUAAAAAUCAACAUCCUGUGAAA
Molecule: messenger RNA, 8575 nt
Organism: Pecten maximus
Lineage: Eukaryota; Metazoa; Mollusca; Bivalvia; Pectinida; Pectinidae
Product: mitogen-activated protein kinase kinase kinase 20-like
Exons: 20
Coding region: 86-3331 (1081 amino acids)
Biological process (GO): protein phosphorylation
Cellular component (GO): cytoplasm
Molecular function (GO): protein kinase activity; ATP binding; protein binding
Source: RefSeq, a predicted model, not a curated record